Molecule: messenger RNA, 2626 nt
Organism: Musa acuminata subsp. malaccensis (wild Malaysian banana)
Lineage: Eukaryota; Viridiplantae; Streptophyta; Magnoliopsida; Zingiberales; Musaceae
Product: transcription factor CSA-like
Biological process (GO): regulation of DNA-templated transcription
Cellular component (GO): nucleus
Molecular function (GO): DNA-binding transcription factor activity, RNA polymerase II-specific; RNA polymerase II cis-regulatory region sequence-specific DNA binding
Source: RefSeq, a predicted model, not a curated record
AAAUAUUGGGUUUAAGGGAGAGAAAUAAGAAAGGAUGAGCAUGGAGGUGUAAUACAGGAACAAAGUUCAAAAGCACAGUACAGAUUGCAGUGAACAGAUGUCGUAGCGAAUGGAAAAUGGCAACACAAAUGGGCACAAUGGUUACUGACUCUACAGUUUCUCUUAGCUACUUUAGAACAGCAAGAACAGUGGGGAUUGCAAAGAGACAGAGAAAGUUCUGAUGGCUUUGCCAAGGGUUAGAGGGACAGAGGCAGCUAUAAGCGUGUGGGGGAUGAUGGACUCGAACUCCUAUGCCCACACGAGUGGUUCUCCAUUGAACCCGUGCUUGCGACCACCGGUGUCGACACCUCUGAGCUAUAUAUCAGUCUCAAAGUAAGCACGAGAACAACACGCACUGAGAGAAGAGAGAGACUCGUGUGGGUCUCUGUUCCACCGAAGGAAGUGUUACUCUCUCUGCAGUCCUUGAGUUGCCAUCUUCAUGAAUACCGAACGACUCCUCGAUCUUUGUACCCCUCAUCUGAGCAUCUUGGGCCUUUGAUCUAUAAAUAAAGGAAAGAAAUGGCCCCCUACGAACUGCAGCACGCAGGUGAAAUGGAGUUGUUCCCUGCAGCACCACCUACCUUUCUUGCAGUUAUGGAGGGGCAUGAGAAUCCUGAGAAUGGAAAGAGCUACAACAAAGGCAAGGAGGAAGAAGGUGGUCAUGGUAUCAUCCAUGAGACGGAACAGCAGCACAAGCUAUGCGCCAGGGGCCAUUGGAGGCCAGCCGAGGAUGCCAAGCUCAAGGAGCUUGUCUCUCAAUAUGGCCCCCAAAACUGGAACCUGAUUGCUGAGAAACUCGAGGGAAGAUCAGGGAAGAGCUGCCGACUGAGAUGGUUCAACCAGUUGGACCCAAGGAUCAAUAGGAAAGCAUUCUCCGAGGAAGAAGAGGAGAGGCUUUUAGCUGCCCACAGGCUUUACGGGAACAAAUGGGCACAGAUCGCCAGGCUCUUGCCUGGCAGGACAGACAAUGCAGUCAAGAACCAUUGGCAUGUGAUCAUGGCCAGGAAGCAGAGGGAGCAGUCCAAUGCUCGUAGGAGCCGAAACCCACCUGCUCGCUCCCCCAUCUUUUUCCCAUCUCAGGCCCAGGCCCUCCCCAGGAGGAAGGAGGUCAGCACCAGCAACAAUGCAUGCAGUGGUGAAUCGGGCAUCAGUGGCACCAGAGAUGAGUGUGAUUCCACUUGCACGGACCUCUCUCUCAAUUCCCUCACCAGCAGGAUUGCUCCCAGCUUCCUCAACAGACGAAGAAGUCCCUCCCAGCAGCCGCAUUCUUUUGACAUGCUCGAUGGGUCAGAUGAAAAGGUGGUGGCAGCAGCAAGAAAUGCAUCUUAUGAGAAGCUGGGUGACUCCGGUGGUAGCUUUUUCUCUCAUGGCGCUCGACCGGUGGCCUACCACAUGCGCAAUGCCUUGGCUCAUGGUCAGAAAAGACAUGGGAGGGAGAAAACUCGGCUGCCCUUUAUAGAUUUCCUAGGUGUUGGAGCAACAUAGCAAAGGGUGUCGGUAUAAGAAGAGUGGGCCUACAGAGCAACAACGUUCGGCUGCUGCUGAAGACCGUCGAACCUUUGUCAUCUACCUAUUCCUCUCGACUUUGUUACUGAACUUAUCCUGUGAGCUUCUGUUGCACACAUCGAAUCAAGUGUGACGAUGCUUCGUCCUUCCGAGUAAGGUCUGGUCACACAGGAACUCAAGUAGUCUUUGGUAGAACGAAGCACAGUGUCCUUGCUAUGAACUUUAACCAUAUGAUUCAACCUAAGAACAACUUUUUUCGACACUGAAGUCAGAGACGUACGUCUCUGACCUCUCCGACGAUGACUGUGCCUUUUCCCCCGUCAAAGCAGCUUAGUUUCCGAAGGUUAAAAGGAUGUACGGUGACACCUAUUCCCCUACACCAUGUCCUCAGCUAAAGUCUCUCGUUCCCACCUGAAUCGGAGGGCUGGUCAUCAUCCCACUGCCGACAUCUGGUGUGCAGAGGCUUUUUGUGUUGUGGUUUUACCCUUCCCACCAACUAUGAAAGCUGUAAGGUGCUUGGAGGCACUGACUGAUCCCUGACAGUCCCGGGUCUCCCUACCUGACAAUCAUGGUGGUGAACAGGUACUUCCAAGGAGAAGUAAAACAGGGCACACAACACUGUGACCACACUCUUCGAGAGUGGGUGUUUCUAUUGACCUGGUUCUAACAAUAGAACAAAGCAUUGGAGAGGAAAGGAACGAUUUAUGCAGCUAAAGUAGGAUUCUCAUUCCUGCAAAUAGUUACAGGCAGACGAUCUUGUCAGGUGUAAAAUUACAAUUUCUAAAGCUCAAAAUAUUAAAUUCAUGCAAUCACGUAUUUCUAAGGUUUCAUGAGAGCUUUCAAUUUGCAUAGAGAGAACUAUUCCUAGAGCAGAUAUAUGGGGUAUGGUGGCUACUCAACAUAGUUAUCAAAUCUGAACUGGAUGCAUCAUUUUGAUCUAAAAAAUAAUAAUAAAUCAAGCUUUUGAUAGGUCCAGCUUAUUAAUUGAAUCAUCUUUGAUUCCGUAACAAAUAAAGCAUCCCUACAUAUAAAAGUUUAAUCUUUUUAAGGUAUUGAAUCAUUUUUUUUUAGUGUUGAAAAA